GACACGUGUUCUCUCGAGUGUCCACUCGUGUACAGAGACAUGCACGGUCGCGCCCUUCGAUCCUGCAGCGCUACGGCGCAGCUGCGAUGGACAGUGGUCAUGCUCUGCCGCCUGAUCACAAUGGCCGGGUUGAGCGAGUCUCUGAAACUGGUGCGGAUCGACAUGCCGAGCGUCGUGAUUCGGGGUGAGCCGCUCUGGCUGAACUGCUCGUUCGACCUCGAGUCGGACGAUCUGUACUCCGUGAAAUGGUACAAGAACAACACGGAAUUCUUUCGGUACCUGCCCAGCGAAAUACCACCGGGGCAAGCGUAUGACCUGCCGGGAGUCAAUGUAGACGUCAGUCGCAGCUCGGCGGGCAGCCUGUACCUGAAGAAGGCAGACCUGAAGACGGAAGGCCACUACACGUGUGAGGUGUCGGCCGAUGCGCCCUCUUUCGAGACCGUCCGUGCGGAGAAGGAGCUAAGGGUGUACGUGCUGCCCAAGAAAGGUCCUGUGAUUCGUGGUACUAAAGCCCACUAUAGGAUUGGAGACGUGGUUAAUGUCACGUGCCACGCGAGCGCGACAAAGCCACCAGCUGUCCUGAAGUGGUACAUCAACGGGGACCAGGUUCGUCCCGAGUACGAGACGAUGUACCCAAUCUUUCGCGACCGGGACCACUUGUACCACUCGUCCUUGGGGUUGACCUUCAAGACCGAGCCCGGACACUUCGCUUACGACACCAUGAAGCUCAAGUGUACCGCUACAGUGUCUGGAGCGUACUCGCUGUCCAGCGAGAAGAUCGUAGCAGCUGCGGACGCUAAACGCACCGGGUCUGAAGACGACAAGCCAUCCAUAACUGGCGCCCAAGAAAGCUACCAUGUGGGCGACUUGGUUAAUGUGACCUGCAGUUACUCGCGCUACGGACGCCCCGUUGACCUACAGUGGCAUCUCAAUGACAAAGAGGUGUCCACUCGGUACCUGGUCCACUACCCACUCCGGCGGUUAGAGUCCGGCCGCCAAGAGAUGUCGCUGGGCCUGCGGUUCACCGUGCGUCCCGGACACUUCGCGCGCGACGAGAUGCGAAUCAAGUGCACGGCCACGCUUCAGAACGACGGCAAGGGGCCGCCAUCGGUGACGUCGUCUUCCGCCUCGCCCAGGGACGGCACUCACUCAGAAAAGGAGUUCAUGCUAGGCAGCAGCAGCCACCGCUCGUCGGGACUGCACGUCUCGGGCCACUAUGACGCCGCAGGUGUGUACUUCUGCGGCUCUUUGUCUAUUGGAUGGUAUCACAGCAUGAGUCUUCCCUAA
This is a messenger RNA of Rhipicephalus microplus (southern cattle tick), 1287 nucleotides long. RefSeq lists its product as uncharacterized. The record is from RefSeq and is a predicted model, not a curated record. NCBI's taxonomy places the organism in Eukaryota, Metazoa, Arthropoda, Arachnida, Ixodida, Ixodidae.